Messenger RNA from Gadus morhua (Atlantic cod), 4487 nucleotides. Its product is annotated as F-box/LRR-repeat protein 7. Gene Ontology annotation, cellular component: SCF ubiquitin ligase complex. Gene Ontology annotation, biological process: SCF-dependent proteasomal ubiquitin-dependent protein catabolic process. Lineage: Eukaryota; Metazoa; Chordata; Actinopteri; Gadiformes; Gadidae. Gene Ontology annotation, molecular function: protein binding. The record is from RefSeq and is a predicted model, not a curated record. The transcript has 4 exons. The coding region runs from base 493 to 2013 and encodes 506 amino acids.
GUGGUUGUGCAGUUUGGAUCUCGUGUGCAGUUUGCUCUGAACGCUCUAGUCUUCUCCACCCUGGUCUGCGGUCUCUUUAAAUCCAGAUCCUCCGGACCAGGGCUGUGCGUGUUGCAGACGCUCGCUCGGCUUGGCAGCUCCCACUGCCGAGCGCUCAACCUGAUCCACAGCUGCUUGCCAUCUACGGCGGGCUGAAAAAGUUUUCGAAAAGGAGACACGCGAAUCUGGAUACAUCCGAAACAAUGCGGGGCCGAGGAUGUAGCACAGUGCGGGCGAGACUCCGUCGCUUCGGGUCCUCGCAGGAGCGUGGAUGUUGAGUUUGCGUCAUGUUCAGCCGUGCUGCGAUCAUGCAACAUCUGGAUUAACUAUCGGGGGGAGUCGGCGGCCCAGGAACAGAAGCCUGCUCCGUGCAAGGCUCGUCCGGUUCCUUGGCGAAAACAAUUGCCCGCUGUGGAUAUUGACUCGUUUUUAAUAGAUUAUGUAUUCUUUAAGAUGGGUGCCAACAAUGGAAAACAGUAUGGAAGCGAAGGUAAGCAGAGCUCUAGCACCCUCUCUGACAUAAGCUCGGGAACGGAUCACACUCCCACCAGAGCUCCGAAGAAUGCGACUACCAGCGAAGGCCUGGACUCCAGCACGCGGACCCUCAGCACCCCGAGCCCCGGCCUCAUCCUCCCCUCCAAGUCCUCCUCCCUGUCCUCCCCGGCGCUCAGCAGCAACGGCCACGACACCCACUCCUCCUCCUCCUCCUCCGCCCGCGCCGAGACCUCCGCCGUCGUCCACGCCACGCCCGGCGCCGGCCCCCACGCCCGCUCGGCCCGCCAGCCCAAGGGCCACCACUCCUCCUCCUCCUCCUCCUCCUCCUCCGGCCCCUCCCCCAUCGACCUCCUCCCCGACCACGCCCUGCUGCAGGUCUUUGCCCACCUGCCGACCAACCAGCUGUGCCGCUGCGCCCGCGUCAGCCGGCGCUGGUACAACCUGGCGUGGGACCCGCGCCUCUGGAGCUCGAUCCGGCUGAGCGGGGAGCUGCUGCACGCCGACCGCGCCAUCCGCAUCCUGACCCAUCGGCUGUGCCAGGACACCCCCAGCGUGUGCCUGACCCUGGAGACGGUGGUGGUGAGCGGCUGCAAGCGGCUGACGGACCGCGGCCUCUACGUGCUGGCGCGCUGCUGCCCCGAGCUGCGGCGGCUGGAGGUGGCCGGCUGCUACAACGUGUCCAACGAGGCCGUGUUCGAGGUGGUGUCGCGCUGCCCCAACCUGGAGCACCUCAACCUGGCAGGCUGCUCCAAGGUGACCUGCAUCAGCCUGACCGAGGAGGCGUCCCUGCAGCUGGCUCCGGUGCACGGCCAGCAGAUCUCCAUCAGCUUCCUGGACAUGAGCGACUGCCUCUCUCUGGAGGACGAGGGGCUGCGCAUCAUCGCCAGCCACUGCCCCCGCCUCACCCACCUCUACCUGCGCCGGUGCCCGCGCCUCACGGACGAGUCGCUCCGCCACCUGGCGCUCCACUGCCCUUCGGUGCGCGAGCUCAGCCUCAGCGACUGCCGCCUGCUGGGGGACUUCGGGCUGCGCGAGGUGGCCCGGCUGGAGGGCCGGCUGCGCUACCUCAGCGUGGCCCACUGCCCGCGCAUCACCGACGUGGGCGUGCGCUACGUGGCACGCUACUGCCCGCGGCUACGCUACCUGAAUGCCCGCGGCUGCGAGGGUCUGACCGACCACGGCCUGGGGCACCUGGCACGGAGCUGCCCCAAGCUCAAGUCCCUGGACGUGGGGAAGUGUCCGCUGGUGUCGGACGGCGGGCUGGAGCAGCUGGCGCUGUACUGCCAGGGUCUGCGGCGGCUGAGCCUGCGGGCGUGCGAGAGCGUGAGCGGCCGGGGGCUGCGUGCGCUGGCGGCUAACUGCUGCGAGCUGCAGCUGCUCAACGUGCAGGACUGCGAGGUGUCGCCGGAGGCGCUGCGCUUCGUGCGGCGCCACUGCCGACGCUGCGUCAUCGAACACACCAACCCGGCGUUCUACUGAGUGCGACGGUGGUGAAAGGGUUCUGGGUUCUGGGUUCGAGUCCCUGCCCCCCCUUCUGACAAGUGGAUGUUUUUUUUUCUACUCCUGCUUCGCGGUGGCGUUAGCUUAGCCGCGCCGUCCGGACUGGUUGGACACAAGGUGUACAAUUCUUCCUCCCCGCGUGGUGGAAGAGGGUGAGGAUGAGAAUGAUGAUGAUGAUUAUAAAGUCAGUUUUUUUUUUAUAAUUUUACAAAUACUUCUAAAGAAUGUAUUUCACAUAUUUAUCUGUUCAAAGGUAAAGACAUGCAAGUAUAAGCAAUCACGUUAGCAUUUUUCAGUCACGUUAGCAUUCGGUUCCGAUGUGUCACCUGUUCUAAAUCCAUGCUACUAAUGGCGCGUUUCCACCGGCGGGUGCUAUCGGCCAAGUAUGAUUAGUUCCGGUAAUGUAGGUGUGGUUAGGCGCAGCUCAGUUACGGCUCGCUUGUCCACCGCCAACAGUACCUUUACGGUAGGGUUGGGUUUUACGCCGGACGGCGAUAGCCGCGGCAGCUACGUAAGCAUCCUGACCUCAUAGCAGCCCAAAACAGUGUAACCUGCUAAUAAAUCCAACGAAAAAGAACAAUGCGACAAAAUAAACUAAGAGCAACAAUGUAGGAUAACCAAGAAGAAGGCCAAACUUUUGCGCACCAUUUUCUUCAAUAAACAAAGCUUUCGCCGUUGUCCAGAAAUAUCUUGCAGGUACUGUGUUUUUUGCUGUUGUUUUAUCUGUCACCCGAAAGUGACGAUUCUGUUGACCAAUCAUCGCUUGGUACCCCAACACAGGUAAACUGGGUAGCCCCGCCCAUUCUGCCGUUGAUUUGAGUUUGCCCUGCAGAAGGGUCCAAUAGUAUCCGUCUGCGUCCUGCAAGACGGAGGCGUAACUUGUAGUAGGCGUAACAUGUAGUAGGAGGCGUGUCUAGUACUUUUCUAAAUCGCAGAAGUCAUCAGUAUGUAGCAGUGGUGCGUGGGUACAUAAAUGACCGCAACUCAAAAACAAAAAAGAUGAUUUUCUGUUACGACAGACGAUAACGUUUUCUGAAUCUGAAUCUGAAUCUGAACUCUGACCUCAAAUAUUAGGCCUUAUAUAAAAAUAAUGCACCUGACUUUAGAACAUUUAGAUUUAGAUUUAGAAAAGUACAAGACAUGCCUCCUCCUACUACAAGUUACGCUUAUUACAAGUUACUCCUCCAUCUUGCAGGACGCAGACAGACCCUACUCCAAGGGUCUGGAGAAGAGCAAUACAUUUCUUGGCAUACACUUGGCCCGUUGAUCACGCCUCUUGUGCUGACGAAAAUGACAGCAGCUUCCCCAGACCCACAUGCAAUCUAUGAUUGAGCUUGGUCUGGCAAUAGCCAGGCUACAACGGAGGAGUACUGAGAGAUAAGUAGGGCUAAUCACGGCUAAGUCCGGACCCCGCCCACUUUUAGCGGUGGAAACCAAUAGUAUCUGUCUGCGUCCUGCAAGACGGAGGCGUAACUUGUAGUAGGAGGCGUAACUUGUACUAGGAGGCGUAACUUGUUCUUUUCUAAAUCGCGUCCACGCAAGAUCUUUCUCUUUUCGCGGUAAAUAAAAAGCGUUGUAAAUCACGGUUCACACGAGAUCUUCAUUGAAGUCGGGUCUUCCGAUAUUCAUGACGGUAAGUCAAUUUAAGGCCUAAUAUUUGAGGUCCGAGUUGCGGUCAUUUAUGUACCCACGCACCACUGCUACACACAUCACUUCCGCGAUUUAGAAAAGUACUAGACACGCCUCCGACUACAAGUUACGCCUCCGACUACAUGUUACGCCUCCUAGUGCAAGUUACGCGUCCUCCGUCUACAAGUUACGCCUCCUACUACAAGUUACGCCUCCGUCUUGCAGGACGCAGACAGACCCAACUCGUGGAAACGCGAACCAUUCCGCACCUUUUCAUAAUUAACCGAACCACAACCGCUGAUGGAAACGCGCAAUAAAUGUAGCACCUGGUACAGAUUCGCAAUUUAUGCAUUUAAAUAUUUUCUGUUUUGUUUCAUGUCGAUCUUUUUUACUGCCAUCAACCCCUCCAAUAAUAAUCAUGAUAUUCUUCAUUAUUAAUAUCUGCACCUAUUUAUAAUAAACCACUAAAAUACUUAAUAAUCCAAACAGCAACAAGAGGGAACUGCCAAUGUUAUAUCCCCCCCUUUGCUCUCUGCAAGUACUACAAGUACGACUUCUGUUCAUGAUGCACGGUGCAAAAGCACUUUUAAAGCGAUUUACAAAGGACUUCCACUCUACCCAUUAAGCUUAGUUAAAUCACGGUUGCCACGACGACAGCGACGACGAAGAAGAUAAUGUCAGAGGAAGAGCGGAGGACGGAUGGACGGACAGAGGUGAUGACCGCUAUCAAAGGGAACACUCUCUGAGACUUUUGUACAUUAAAAUGACCAGGAACCCGUUGCUGCUAUAAUUGCACCAAUAAAAAACGAAAACUUUGAAACACA